This is a messenger RNA of Talaromyces atroroseus, 342 nucleotides long. RefSeq lists its product as hypothetical. Bases 1 to 342 code for a protein of 113 amino acids. The record is from RefSeq and is a predicted model, not a curated record. The transcript has 2 exons. Lineage: Eukaryota; Fungi; Ascomycota; Eurotiomycetes; Eurotiales; Trichocomaceae.
AUGCAUCGACCGACAUCAAUUGCCCUUCGUUCCCGCUGCAUUUUGCGCACGCCACAGACCAGCCGCGCUUUCACAACACAAAACGGCCUGCGUGCUGCCGAUCAUGGCAGCCACUAUGACCCGCCUAGCGGAUGGCUCUUCGGCGUCAAGCCCGGCCAGAAAUAUGUGAAGGAGGGCUGGGAGAAUAUCUGGUACUUUGGGUUCAUUGGAAGCUUGGUCGCCGCCGGUGUUGCAUACGUUUUCAAGCCAGACACAUCGAUACAAACAUGGGCAUUGGAGGAGGCUCGUCGAAGACUGGAGGCUGAGGGUAUCCUGGAAGAUCCAGAGCAGGCCAAGAAAUAG